GGCCGGAGGCGGCCCAGUGGAGCGGGCCAUGGCCACCGCCAUUCAGAACCCGCUCAAGUCCCUAGGCGAGGAUUUCUACCGCGAGGCCAUCGAGCACUGCCGCAGCUACAACGCCCGCCUGUGCGCCGAGCGCAGCCUGCGCCUGCCCUUCCUGGACUCGCAGACUGGCGUGGCCCAGAACAACUGCUACAUCUGGAUGGAGAAGACCCACCGUGGCCCUGGCCUGGCCCCGGGACAGAUCUACACGUACCCGGCCCGCUGCUGGAGAAAGAAGCGGAGACUCAACAUCCUGGAGGACCCCCGGCUGCGCCCCUGCGAGUACAAGAUUGACUGUGAAGCACCCCUGAAGAAGGAGGGUGGCCUCCCUGAAGGGCCUGUGCUUGAGGCGCUUUUGUGUGCGGAGACUGGGGAGAAGAAGCUCGAGCUUAAGGAGGAGGAGAUGGUCCUGGACUGCCAGAAACAGCAGCUGCUGGAGCUCCCACAUGACCUGGAGGUGGAGGACCUGGAAGAUGACAUUCCCAGGAGGAAGAACAGGGCCAAAGGAAAGGCGUAUGGCAUCGGGGGUCUCCGGAAACGCCAGGACACCGCGUCCCUGGAGGACAGAGACAAGCCGUAUGUCUGCGAUAUCUGUGGGAAGCGGUAUAAGAACCGGCCGGGGCUCAGCUACCACUACACCCACACCCACCUGGCCGAGGAAGAGGGCGAGGAGAAUGCGGAGCGCCACGCCCUGCCCUUCCACCGCAAAAACAACCACAAACAGUUUUAUAAGGAACUGGCCUGGGUCCCUGAGGCGCAGAGGAAACACACAGCCAAGAAGGCGCCUGAUGGGACUGUCAUCCCCAACGGUUACUGUGACUUCUGCCUGGGGGGCUCCAAGAAGACGGGUUGUCCUGAGGACCUCAUCUCCUGUGCUGACUGUGGGCGAUCAGGGCACCCCUCGUGUUUACAGUUCACGGUGAACAUGACUGCGGCCGUGCGCACCUACCGCUGGCAGUGCAUCGAGUGCAAGUCCUGCAGCCUUUGCGGCACCUCUGAGAACGACGGUGCCAGCUGGGCAGGUCUCACCCCCCAGGACCAGCUGCUGUUCUGUGAUGACUGCGAUCGGGGUUACCACAUGUACUGCCUGAGCCCCCCCAUGGCGGAGCCCCCAGAAGGGAGCUGGAGCUGCCACCUCUGUCUCCGGCACCUGAAGGAGAAGGCGUCUGCCUACAUCACCCUCACCUAGGCCUGCUGCACUGGGGUGCUGCCCUCGCCUCUCGGAGCGCCCCCUCACUGCCGUUCUGGAGGGGGAGGCUGGGAGGCGGGUCCGACCCCUCCUUGAUCAAGUGGAAUGUUUGCCCCGUGGGGGUGGCCCCACAGGGACCCCCCCACAUCCUUCCCUUGGCAAACGGGCACCAGGGGCUUCUGCUCCCCUCAAAGCCAUACCCCGCCUCUGGGCGGUCACGAGGGGUGGUGGAUGCCAGCUGGGGGCAUGGACACAGCCUUUUUCUAAAGAAAAAGUCAAAAAGUUAAAAAAAAAAAAAAAAGAAAAAAAGAAAUUAAUAUAUACAAAGAGUCCUAAGGCUCGGGCAGGGGUAGCCGAGCUGUCCCCCGGGCACCAGUUUCUGCCAGCUCCCCCUGCCCCAUUUUCUGGUGGGUCGCCGCUGACCUGACCCCAAGUGGGUACCUACCCCUGGUGCCAGGGCAGGUGGGCACCGUGCCAGCCCUGCCCUGGGGCGAGCACUGUGGAUUCUGCAUGACGUGACCUUGGUUCUGAACUCCGACCCGUCCCCACACCCCACCCCACCCGCACCUGCCGCCCAAGGUGGGCCCUGCCCAGCGCCUCCCGCUGGGAUGAGAAGCACAGACUGCAGCCCCCCCCCUUUUCCCUUGUUCCCACCCCACCCCGGCCAGGCCGGGCUGCCCCUACCCCCCUCGCUGACCAUUUUCAGGGGAGCGAGGGGGUGUGGUUGUUUCUUGUGGUUGUGUGUGUUUGUUGUUCGGUUUUAAACAAAACAAAAAAAAAAAAGGGAAAUUGAGACUGCAAGUGGGGGAGGCGGUGGGCAUGGGGGAGACCGUCCCCCACGCAGGCGAACCCCCCCACCCUGGAAGCGUCUCCUUUAUUGCCUGCCUCUGCUGUGAAUUCACUUGUUCUGUGUAUUAAAUUGGGCCAGACCCCUCUGCCCAC
Messenger RNA from Suncus etruscus (white-toothed pygmy shrew), 2167 nucleotides. It is a transcript of the gene DPF1, whose product is annotated as double PHD fingers 1. Gene Ontology annotation, cellular component: nBAF complex. The record is from RefSeq and is a predicted model, not a curated record. Lineage: Eukaryota; Metazoa; Chordata; Mammalia; Eulipotyphla; Soricidae. Gene Ontology annotation, biological process: nervous system development. The transcript is spliced from 12 exons. Bases 29 to 1225 code for a protein of 398 amino acids.